Messenger RNA from Mytilinidion resinicola, 2579 nucleotides. RefSeq lists its product as uncharacterized. Gene Ontology annotation, molecular function: zinc ion binding; DNA-binding transcription factor activity, RNA polymerase II-specific; DNA binding. The record is from RefSeq and is a predicted model, not a curated record. Lineage: Eukaryota; Fungi; Ascomycota; Dothideomycetes; Mytilinidiales; Mytilinidiaceae. Gene Ontology annotation, biological process: positive regulation of transcription by RNA polymerase II; DNA-templated transcription. The coding region runs from base 1 to 2232 and encodes 743 amino acids. The transcript is spliced from 5 exons.
AUGGAGCGCAAACGAAGCGCCCCUGUGAAGAGGCAGCGUGUCUCACGGGCAUGCGAUCAAUGUCGUGCGGCCCGGGAGAAAUGCGAUGGCAUUCAGCCCAUGUGUUUUACUUGUGUCUCUUCCAAUCGGGACUGCUCGUAUACUACGAAUCCCAAGAAGCGCGGAAUACAACCCGGAUAUAUCAGAACUUUGGAGCUUGCCCUCGCCUGGGUCUUUACUAACGUGGCCGGGAGCGAGGCUGCUCUGAACACUAUGCUCACUGCAGAUAACAGCCAAGGGUCGUCGCUUCUUGUGGGAAAAGACACAGCAGAUUCUGACAAGUUGCACAAGAAAUGGCGGCGGAGCACAGUGUGCAAGGAAGUUGAAAGGCUUCUCCGGAAUCUGAAGUUCCCAACACCUCUAAAGCACAAGCCGGGGCUACCAACUUAUCGACUCCCCGUAGUCCUAUCCAUCCCCGUAUCCAAUCUUCCCAAUCCGAGGGCGUUCUACCAUCUCCUAGUUAUCCAUUGGGCUCCCUGGCCCAGCGCUGGGAGCAAGAAUCUACGCAAACGUAUCGUCAUAUCGGUGCUGCCAACGAACAUAUGGCGUCUGUUUGACAUAUAUUUUGCCUACACUCACUCCUGGCUUCCUAUCUCUGAAAAGCAUGACCUACUCAAGCUUUCUUACUCCUAUCCCGAAGAUGGAUUUGAAAUAGGCCCAGAAACACUCGGAUCGGGAGAACAUGCGGAGCUUUGGAGUGUGCUCACUUUAGCUUCAAUUCAGGAAAAUUCUACACUAAAUGAGUCGCCGUCACAGGCCGAGUCUCCGACGCGAUCGGUAGAAGACCUUUACAAGAUUGCCAGGAAUCUCAUACCAAACGAAGAUGGAAUAUUCGAGUUGGGGCACGUCAAAGCACUCAUUCUUCUUGCUUUAGUAAAUCUUGGUCAAGACAAGAUCGAGAUCGCGUGGCUACAAAUAGGCCAUGCAAGUCGACUUCUCUUGUGCCUUGAAAAACGACUAAGCUCUCCCAACACCCACACAAGCCUCAACUCCCGACUCAAGCACGUCUUCGCCGGAUGUUUCGUACUUGACACCAUCAUCUCCGCUCAACUGGGUCUUCCGUUCUAUCUCAAAGGCUCAGAUAUGGGGCGACGUGGACCAGUAGACGAGGAAGGUCUGGAUGAAUGGCACCCGUGGGUGGGCUGUGAGGGUUUCGGUGUACAAACGGAACACUUUGCAAACUCAACUCGCAGUCCGGUACACAGUCUGAGUGUUUUCAAUCAGCUUGUCAAGCUCAUUACCAUAUUCAACGCUUCUCGAAAUUCCGAAGAUACUUCACGAGCCGCAUCCCUAGAAGUUGCAUCACAAAUGAAAGACUGGACUGCAGCACUACCUAGGACGUGUUCUUUUGUACGAACCGGUACUGUCUCUGUAACCUCAACACCGCCAAUCUUACUACUUCGCCUUGCCUAUCUUUUUGCAGUCAGUGUCAAUGACUCCUCAUUUUACUUCUCUGAGACCGCCGGUAUGGUAGCAUUACCGCCCUUGGUAAAGAGUUUCUUGGCUAUCAUCAUUAACCACCAAGGCUUCAACACAUUGAAUAUGAAUUUCAAGACCCGCAUUCGUAACUUCAAGGCAGCUUAUAUCAAAGCAUGGUCUCCACCAACAAGCGGCGAUCAUACUCGAAGUACCGUACUCGCAAGAGAGACUAGCAAUCAGCCCAACUGUCAGAUCUCGAUGUCACAAUCUUCAAGCACGGCAAACUUCCAAUUACCGACUCCUGAGUCAAUACACGCACCUUUCCAACCAGCUGUGGCAUCCAGAUCUACACGUGGCCCCGAUAGAUCGAAGCCACAACCAGCGUUGUUCCCAGAUAUCCUGCCAAACAUGAGCCCCCCGAACCCCGUUCACGCGAAGGGGCCUGGCUUCGCGGCUCCUCAGCACCAGCUCGGCAACGUCAACUCGUCCCAUUUUCACCCUGUUUACCAAGAAAUCGCGCUGGAUAAUUACAAUCCUGCCGCCACUAUGGACCUGGACGCAUUUUUUGACGAGAUGGCAUCACUCGACGGUGCGGAGAACCGUGAGAACCAGCCACAAUUCAUGCAGAAUCUCGGAUUCGCGCCUGAUGCGGACCUAACGGAUGUGCUGGCUUCGGAUUAUGGUCAAUUUGAUCCGCUCCUGUCCGCGUUCUUGCACCCAAAUGUGGUGGGGCACUCGUCAAUAGACCAAGCAGGCUCUUAUGAUGGGGGAUGAAAAGACUGUGGAAAUGAGUGUAUUUUAUUCUAUCCGCUUGGAUACAUGAGAGUUGACCAGGCCCGCAGUGGCCCACAAGACGUGAGGAACUUACUACGAACAAGGACGAGUCUACGAUGGAGCCGCGGCUAGGGUCUAUCCGAGUAUCUCUUUCACAGCUUCCUAGUUCUGAGAACUAUUGUCGCCUAAAAUGCGACCCAAAAGCGCAAAAGUGGCUCUCUAGCACAUGCACUUUCUAGGUCGAUUGACGGAGCCACGAAUUAAGAUGGAGGAAUCGUCAACUAGACUAACGUAUAUAUGUCAAUACGCUUAAGUAAAUUCGACUAUGAAUCUUGAACGCAUCCACG